Molecule: messenger RNA, 3820 nt
Organism: Trematomus bernacchii (emerald rockcod)
Lineage: Eukaryota; Metazoa; Chordata; Actinopteri; Perciformes; Nototheniidae
Gene: dus1l
Product: dihydrouridine synthase 1-like (S. cerevisiae)
Exons: 14
Coding region: 93-1784 (563 amino acids)
Biological process (GO): tRNA processing
Molecular function (GO): flavin adenine dinucleotide binding; tRNA dihydrouridine synthase activity
Source: RefSeq, a predicted model, not a curated record
UUUCUUCUCGGUGGUGUUUCUCUGUUGCACACAUUUGGAAAGUGCUGCGCCUGGAAUACUCUUCAAAGCUCUCAGUACUGCAGUCUGCUGUGAUGGCCAAGCUGCAGGCCUUUGAGUUCUGGAGGAAGACCCUGAAGGAAGCCCGAUAUGUGGUGGCCCCCAUGGUGGACCAGAGCGAGCUGGCGUGGCGGCUGCUGAGUCGCAGGCACGGCGCUCAUCUCUGCUACACCCCCAUGCUGCACGCUCAGGUGUUUGUUAGGAACGCUAACUACAGGAGAGAUAACCUCUACAAUGAAGUGUGUGAGGAGGACAGACCGCUCAUCACACAGUUUUGUGCCAAUGAUCCAGAGGUGUUCGUUCAGGCGGCUCUGAUGGCGCAGGACUACUGCGACGCCAUCGACCUGAACCUGGGCUGCCCACAGAUGAUCGCAAAGAGAGGGCAGUAUGGAGCUUUCCUACAAGACAAGUGGGAGCUGCUAGAGAAGAUGAUCAGGUUAGCCAAUGAAAAGCUCUCGGUGCCCAUUACCUGCAAGAUCCGUGUGUUCGAGGAGAUGGAGAAGACGGUCCGCUACGCCCAGAUGCUGGAAAGAGCUGGCUGUCAGCUGCUGACAGUGCACGGCAGAACCAAAGACCAGAAAGGACCCAUGACGGGGAUCGCUAACUGGGAGCACAUUAGGGCAGUACGGAAGGCGGUAAAUAUUCCAGUGUUUGCAAAUGGCAACAUUCAGCACCUGAGUGACGUGGAGUGCUGCAUUCAGGAGACGGGAGUGCAGGGAGUCAUGAGCGCAGAGGGGAACCUCCACAACCCGGCGCUGUUUGAGGGCCACAGCCCCCCGGUGUGGGAGAUAGCGGAGGAGUAUCUGGAGCUGGUGAAGCUGCACCCCCCCAGCACUCUGUCCUACGUACGAGCCCACCUCUUCAAGCUCUGGCACCACACGCUACAGAUCCACCAGGACCUUAGAGAGGACAUGGGCAAAAUGAAGACUGUGGAGGGUUUGGCCGAUGUCAGCAAACAGCUGAAGCUGCGUUGCCAGGAGGAGAUAGCCAAUGGAAAGGGAGGUGAGGAGAAGAAGAGCAGCCUGCCCUUCCCUCACUGGAUCUGCCAGCCUUACAUCAGACCAGUCCCUAGGCCCGAGGAGCCGGUUCCUUACGAUAACAAACGGGGUCCAGAGGUGAUGAAGGCGAUGUGUCAGAAGAGGGCGCUGGAGGACUCUGACGGAACAGCUGACCAGCUCUCCAAAAACAAGCAGAAGAAGAAAUCCCGAAACCCCAACAAGAACUUCUGUCUCGAGCAGAAACCCAAGUAUGUCAAGUGUGAGCAGUGUGGGAACCCAAAGGGGAACAAAUGUGUGUUCAACCUGUGUCGAGCCUGCUGCAAGAAGAAAGCCUACAAGGAGGUGGCAGACUGUCCAAGCCACGGGCUGAGGUUUAAGACCAAAGCAGAGAAACAGAAAGCUGAGGAGAACGGGAAGGUGAACGGCGAGGAGACGAGGGAGGAGACGAGGGAGGAGACGAGGGAGGAGACGAGGGAGGAGACGAAGGAGAAGACGAGGGAGGAGACGAGGGAGGAGACGAGGGAGGAGACGAAGGAGAAGACGAGGGAGGAGACGAGGGAGGAGACGAGGGAGGAGACGAGGGAGGAGACGAAGGAGAAGACGAGGGAGGAGACGAGGGAGGAGACGAGGGAGGAGACAAAGGAAGAAAAGAAGAAUGGCAGCGCCACAGAAAGAGAGAUCAGCUCCUCUCCUCAGCCUCCCACAAAGCUUCAGGUUCAGCCACUUUGAACAAGACUCUAUAUCUAUACAUCUCUACGUGCACACUGAGAGGUCACAUGACCCCCUGCUGAGACUAAGCCAGAUUAGGUCAUUUCUCUGAUCAGACAAGCCAUUAGGUCAUACAUUUCUAUGUCUAAAAGGUUGACCAGCAUCUGGUCUCAUCAGAGUCCAGAUGUUCUCCACGGUAAAGCUCUCCUGUGAUGUGCUGGGAGAGGAUCAGUGUGUGCACGUAGAGACCCCCUCAACAGGAAGAGAGCGACCAGCCACCAAAUGAUUGAUGUGAUGCGGAUUUCUAGAACAAACAUUAACUAUUCUUUCUUUUGUUCUAUUUUCUUUGCUGUGACAGGUUUUGGAGUUCCUCUCCUGAUUCUAACAAGUUUUUCAAAUUUUUAAGACAAAUAUUUUAAGAGCACAAUGUCUGACUGAUUUAAGCCAAAGUUAAAGGACUUUAAUUUCUUCAUUUGACUCAUGAAUGAACAUAAAGGAUAUCCUGUUGAGCAUUGACUUAUGUAUGUGCCUUUGGAUGAGAUGCUCCUCUAUCAUAGAAGUCACUGUUUAGCGGAGUAGUCUGUUUGCCAGCUCAUAAAGUCCUAUAGUGAGUACCCCAACAUUCUAUGUUAGAAAUGUAAAGUACGGGUCCCCAGCACAUAGAAACUGCUGGAUGCUAACUUGCAUAUGUUGGGCAAUCGCACAAUUAGCACAAGUUGUGUUAAUUAGCAUGAAUUAACAUUAUAGCAUAUGUAAACAAUAGUUAAGAACACAGUUUUGGCUGAUUUGGACAAUCUUGGAGUGGUUUGGGGAGUUAUUGAGGAAGUCGAGGAUCAGUUUCAGAAUCAAAUAUUGCAGUUUUUGGUUGCAUUUGUACUCUCGUGGACUGAUUUUGACUACCAGGACUAAAGUUGUGACCAUUGAAACUAGAGAGCACACAAUGAAAAUAAUUUCCUCUACUGUGGACAAUUAUUUUCAAAUAGAUAAGCAAUCUGUCCAAUCCAAAUGAUCCAGAGUCCAUUAAAACUUCAAAUUCAACCCAACAUUAAUCAAAAUCAGUCCACAAAUAUGGCCACUAUCUGUCUAAAAAUGCCAUUAUUGAUCCUUACAAUUUCAGAAAUGGAUUCAGCAUCCUUAAUAACCUCCAAAACCACUCCAAAAUGGUCCAACUCGGCCAAGCCAACUAUUGUUUUCAAAUGCUAUAAUGCUAAUAGUGCAAAUUGCCAAAUGGAUGCAAUUUAGCAUCCAGCAGUUUCUAUGUGCAAGGGAGUUGUACUAUAUAUUCCUGCAAUAACACUUUAGGUAUACUCAACAUUAGGGCUGUUUUUUUUUGUUUUUUUAAUAAAAAUAAUAAUAGUUUUAUUUCGAUUACAUUGUUUACGUAAUCGUUGCAAGCCAAAAUCGUAAUCGAGAUUAAAAUACGAUUAAUUGCACAGCCCUACUCAACAUGUAUGUGUUCACAUUGCUGGCAGCUAGAGUAUAGCAAGGACAUGUUGCUGAAGAGCUUGCUUUUCUUUACGUUUGAUAGAGGCUAGGUUUCCAGGGACUACAGUCUUUAUGCUAAUCUUGGUUAGCAUCCUCUCUACUGAAGGCACAGACAGGUCAUUGCUAUCUGACCUAAAGCCCCUGAAAACUAAUUCACCAAAUAUGUGAGAUUUCUGACAAAAAGGUAAAAGCUAGUGUUACAAUCAUCUUUAGGUAUUAUUUCUUACGAGUGAACACUCCUCGCUCUGCCUCAUCAGGACUGUGUGGGUGUGAUGAUAAUGCUGAUUGGUGCACAGAACAGAAGACAGGAAGUGUUUCUAGGGCUUUUAAGGUGAGACAUCAAAAUAGUGUUUGACCUAAAAUGGCCUUUAUCAAUAAAGCAUUUUAAAGAGACCCCCCUCUUGUAGCCGUGGUCAUCCUCUGCAUUUUAAAUUGGCACCAACUUUUUGUUCCUGCAUCUUUUCAUCAGAAAAACCUAUAUUGUCAACAGCAGUAUGCUAAAAAUUGAAACAGGAUGUCCUGUUGCAUCUGCUCUAGUGCUGCACAAUUAUUAAACAUUAUUUCAAAUGUUA